This is a messenger RNA of Penicillium chermesinum, 3276 nucleotides long. RefSeq lists its product as uncharacterized. Lineage: Eukaryota; Fungi; Ascomycota; Eurotiomycetes; Eurotiales; Aspergillaceae. Bases 1 to 3276 code for a protein of 1091 amino acids. The transcript is spliced from 2 exons. The record is from RefSeq and is a predicted model, not a curated record. Gene Ontology annotation, molecular function: ADP binding; protein binding.
AUGACUAUGGCAUCGCAUGUGCGUUUCGAAGGGGACAAUAGUGGGUUCCAACUGGGAAAUAAUUAUGGAAACAUACACAUCCAAGCCCGUCCUGGUAUGUUCAACUUUCUAAGUUGCAGAAAUCGAACUAACACGCUCAUAGAGCGACCGGAGACUCCACCAGAGCCGCUCUCCACAGUUCCCUUCGAUCGUGAUCCUGAUUUUGUCACCUGUGGGUCGAUACUCGAUGAUAUCGAUGAUAAAUGCUCCUCUCCUGCUUCGAGAAUUAUUGCCCUUUGUGGCCUUGGUGGUGUCGGGAAAUCGCAGUUGGCUAUCGAAUACUGCUAUCGUGUUCGUGAAAGAUCACUGGGCACGUGGGUUCUGUGGGUCCAUGCGAGUAAUGCUGCACGCCUUGAGCUGAGCUACCGUGAGAUUGCCGACCGUCUCAAAAUCUUCGGACGUAAGGACCCUCAAGCCAGUGUAUUUCAACUUCUUCAUGACUGGCUUCAUGAGUCGAAAAGAGGGAGAUGGAUAUUGAUACUGGAUAACCUCGACGAUGAGAGCCUUCUUAGCGAGUCUGUACAGGCUCACAGCCAAAACAGCGCCCUUCGCAAGCCUUUUCGAGGACUCCUUCCUCGAUGUUCCCACGGUACCAUCAUUCUGACUACACGCCACAUGAAGGUAGCGCGGAUGAUGGCCAAAGAGAGCGAUAUUCUUGGAAUCACUCCCAUGGAUGAGAAGUUCGCAUCCACCUUGAUGAAACAGAAACUCACUGUCGGAACGACCGAGAAGGAGAUCAAGGAAAUUGUGGAAACACUUGAGUUCAUGCCCCUUGCAAUCGUCCAUGCCGCUUCUUACAUGGAGCAUCAAUACCCACCAUGGUCGGUGGCAAAAUAUCUCAAAGUAUUUCGAAAAAGCCAUCGCCGCUUAUUAGUAGAUCAUGAGGCCGAGCACAUGCAUCACAGACGUGACACCAGUGCUAGUAAUUCAAUCUUGGUCACUUGGCAAAUCUCUUUUGACUAUAUCAGACAAUCCCAUCGAUCUGCAGCUAAUUUGCUCUCUCUGAUGAGCUUCUUCGACAGACAAGGAAUCCCGAGAAAGUUCCUUCAGGACCAACGAAGGAAUAGCCCUCCUGAUCUGCAGACCACCCGCCCGUCGCACAGUGAUAGCGAGGAAAGUGCAACUGAAUCCGACGAGGACCUCGAUUUUAAUAGUGACCUCCUGACUCUGAGGGACUUUUCAUUCAUCUCAAUUAACCAUGAUGGGGCAGAAGAGACCAUCGAGAUGCACAGACUGGUGCAAUUCGCACUCAUAAACUGGCUAGAGAUACAUGAAGAGAUUGAGCACUGGAAAUCCAGAUUCAUCCGAAUUCUAUGCAGUGCAUUCCCCGAUGAAGUAUCAACCCAUGAAGAAUCAUAUGGCUGGAAGAAAGCACAAAAAUUAUUUCCACAUGUAAAAUCGGCUAUGCUACAGCGCCCAAAAUCAGACGAAGAUCUCCUCCGCUGGGCUUCUUUGCUUUUCAACGCAUCGCUUCAUGCUUGGGAUGGUGGGAAAAUUGCAGAUAUGAAGCAGUUGGUUCUUAAUGCAAAAGAGGCGAGAGAGACACUCCUGGGUCCAGAGCACAUGAGCACUCUAAAGAGCUCCAAAAUACUAGCUCUUGCAUAUACCCUUCAAGGACGUUUUCCUAAAGCUGAGGUACUCCAAACUCACUUGGUUGAAAACAUAAAAACAGGACUGGGAGGUGAUAACGAGAUGAUGAUCGACGCUAUGAAUGAUCUUGCUUUGACAUAUAAAGCUCAGGGGCGAUUGCAAGAGGCUGCAGAGCUUCAAUGGCAAGUAAUGGAGAAAAGCAAAAAGCUCUUUCCUGAAGAUCAUCCAAACUCGAUUGCGGCUCUAGCAAACCUGGCAGCAACAUGCAACAAGAUGGGUGAUUACCAACACGCUGAAAUAUUAGGAGAUACAUCAGUCAGGAUCUUCGUGCCAAAGCUUGGUCUUCAUCACCCUAAUACAAUGGCGUGCAUGGGGAACCUAGCGUCAACGUAUAUCUCCCAAAAUCGCUUCGAUGAAGCCAAGGUUUUGCUAGAGCCAGUGCUCGGAUUCUCUCAAAGGUUCUACGGAGUCAAUAGUCCCAAUUGUUUCCCCGCAAUGAACAGUCUUGCAACAUUACAUCAGGAGCAAGGACAAUGGGAAGAAGCUGAAAAAUUAUACAUGCAGAUACUCACGAGCCCAGAGGCCCAUGGAGAGGAGCAUCCGGAUACCUUAACCGUACUAAGCAACCUUGCCGCUUUGUAUAGAAGUGUUAAUAAUUACGCGAAAUCUGUGGAACUCCACGAGCAAGUGGCCAACGUCCGAAAGCGGGUACUUGGAGAGGAGCACCUUGACACGUGUGAAAGCCAGGGUUGCCUAGCGCAAGCCUAUGGAGAUCAAGGUCGGUGGAAGGAUGCAGAGCAAGCCCAAAUCAGCUGUCUUCAGGGAGUCAAGUCUGCACUCGGAGAAGAUGACCCCCGAACUGUGCACGCUAUAAAUCAUCUUGCCAAGAUAUUCGAGCAUCAAGGUCGAAUGCAUGAUAUUUUUGCAUAUGUAAAAGAUGUCUCAAACGUGACGAUGCCAUAUUUGACUCGAAUACCAAUUCAGGCUCUUACCCCGUCCGGAGAGCAGAGACCCAGCGAGAGAUAUCACCCAGCGCAGCCACGAGACAUCUUUGAGGUUUUCAGUAUUCUAUGUCAAUGUGGCCAUGGGGGAUUACCUCGUUCCAUUAUCCUACAAAUUUUGGAUCACGCGAGAUAUUGGCUUCUCCAUAGGGCGUGGCGAAAGGGCUUCUUACGCGUUACUGAAAACGAAUGUCAGGAAAAGACACCAUAUUUAGCCACCACGCUUGUGCAUGGCUCAAAGCAUCCGGUUCAGAUGAUCAAAUUUCGAAUUAUAAGCUAUGAACACGGACACGCCUCUCAUCCUGAAAGUCAUGACACUUCUGAAAUCUCGGGGACAUGGUUUGAUUUGAAUAUCGAGCCCGGACCUCAACAAGGUCCUGAUAGGAUCUCAAGACAACGGCACUUGAUGACGAAUCUAUACGCGCGUUUGGGAUUUGCACUACAUAUUAUUUCCUUUCCUUCACUGUCAACCCAAUGGGUCAGAAAUCUCCAAGCUGGAGAUCGGAUUUCUGUCGUUCCGAUGGCUCGUUAUCCUGGCUGGGCUAAUCAUGUUGAAGGAGUGUGCAUCGAGGUGUACACUAGCUGUCUUUUGGCUCAACCCAUUACCGAGUCACCUUGUGCCGGCGGUAUGGAAGUUUGUCAUUAA